AUAGGUGCUGGCAGCGACACGGCCACGCCACAGUGCUCGGUGCACGCGUCGGGACAGGACGGAGAGAGCGGUGCUGUGAGGAGCCCCCGCACAGCCAGCCCGUUCCUUGCUGACCCGGAGCUUUCCCAAAGUGCUACCUGUGCAGGUGACCUCGAGGCCAGACUGCGGGACUCGGCGAGCCGGAGCAUUUCCAAAGCAUCUGCCGUCCCUGCGGCCGCUGCCCUCGAGGACAGACUGCAGGACUUACUGUCCUUCAGCCUUCCCAAGGCUUCUCUGUUGCAGCUGUGCUUUCAAGGCACACCUGCAGCACUUGAUCUUUGAGUUUUUCCCAGGCAUCUCUCCUGCAGGCCAUCCUAACUCCAAAGAGAGACAUGGAGCAGACACCCCCCAGGGUGCCCAAGCUGGCCUGGGUGAAGGAGGAGGAGGAGGCUGCAGCUACCUCAGCACAGCAGCCUGGAGAGCUGGAGCAGCUCCAGCUGCUGCAGGAGGGUGCAGCCAUGGACUGGACACAAGAGCAGGACCCUGCCCGUGGCCGCUUCCGCAGAGCAGCGCAGAUGAUCUGUGAAUUCAUCGUGUGCGUUUGGCGGGAAGAGACCACCGGUGUGGGCACUGGGCCUUCGGCAAACUUUCACCUCUUCAGUGCUGAGACCAGUGCUGCCAUGCUGGAUUUGCUUGUGGAGAAGGGUGUCUCCAAUCCAAAGCAAGUGCCAGCCAUGGUGAAGUACAUCCACAAGUGGCUCACGGCCAAUGAGUCUGCUGGGCACAGGCUGGACAAGGCCCUGCUGGAGCUGACCAAGGAACACCCCUAUGAUGUGCUCAUGACUCUCUUGCGCUGGGCCCCAUCGGGUGACAGAGCUGCUGCGGCCAUGUGGGGGGUGAUCCUGACCUCCACGGGGACUGCGGAGCCGGCGCUGCAGAUCCUCAUCACUGUGCUGAGCGCCUGGCCAGUGGACACCUCCGUGUACACCUCUGAUGGGGACAGCACAGGAGUCUUUGCUCUGGCUGCAACCGUGACACUGUGGAAUGUCUUCAACUGGACCUGGUGCCCACCUAUAGUGCUGGAGUACUCCCCCUCUCUGUUUCUGCGUCUGCUCUUCCAAGCUUUCAUCAGCACACUGUAUACACCAGAGGUGGUUGAUACCUUCUGGAAGGAAUGCCAGGAGCAACUUGGCCUUGCCACCAACCCCCAAAGGUUUGCAGUGCAGACUCUGAAGGUGCUGCUCUGCCGAGUGCAGUGUGAGCAUGUGGUGUUGGCCAUGGAGCGCAAGGGUGGCUGGGACACGCUGCUCUAUGCUGGCACCCACCACUAUGCAGUGGGUCUGCUGGCCAGGGAGAUGCACGGUGUCUCUGUGUAUUGGCAUCACUACAUCAUGUCCUACCUCUUGGAGCUCCUCAGCCAAGGCAUUUCAGACUGGGAACUGCCUGCCAUGGCGUUCCUUGUGGAGCUCCUGGAGUUCGUGGACUUCAGUAAAUGGGCUGACGGCAUCCUGGAGAUCAUGCCAAGGCACCUGCAGAGCGAGUCCAAGGAGAUGCAGCGCCUGGCUCUCAGAGGCCUCGUGGUGCUCAGCAGGGACCCCUCGAUGAACAAAAGAAUGCACACCCUGACUGAACGCCUUGUGGACCUGCUGCGGGAUGCAGACGAAGAAAUUGUUGAGACGAGCGCCGUCGUGCUCAGCGCUCUGCUGCUGCACAGAGACCUCGCCAUACCCAGCCCCAUCGCCCUGCGGCUGGCUGCAGCGCUCUGGCCACUCCUGGACAAUAUAAGGCUCUGUGUCCCCAGCCACGGCCAGUGGGAGCUGCCCCCAAGUGUGGUGUCCCAUGGAUUUCCGGGCCUGUGCACAGAGAGGCCUGGAGCAGCUGAUGUGGAAGGCUUUUGCUUCUUUCCAACAGGACAAACGCCAAGUGCAGCUGCUCUCCAUUCGCCUCUUCCAAGAUGUGAUGAGGUUGGUAGAGGCAAAGGGGAAAAAGGCCCUGAAGAUGCUUGUGAGCAAGAGCCUGCUCCCGCUCUUCUUCAACUGCCACAACGAGAACGUGCGCGUGGCAGAGGCCUCUCGGGAAACGCUGCUUGCUGCAGUGUGCUUCCUCAAGAGGAGGGAUCUGGAGCAUCUGGUGCUGACGGAUCAGAUGUGGAGGUUUGGGGAGUGCUUGCUGGCACAGGACAGGGACCGAGCGGCCGAGCACCUGCGGCAGGCCCUGCCGUACCUGCGGAGCCCACAGGAGCCCCUGCGAGAGGCGGCCGUCCGCUUCCUGGGGCUGGCCGGGCGGUUCCUGAGAGAGCAGCAGCGAGAGUUGCAGCUCCUGAGCAGGGCCCUUCAGGACAUGGCAGAUGACAUCAGCCCUGCCAUCUCAUGCCUGGCACUUCAAACUCUGUACAUAAAUAUGGCUGUACAGAGCAUUCCCUCCUCCCGACUCGAGAGGAUUCUAGAUCGAUUUCGCCGGCUCUGGAAGUCACGGCCUUCCCUGGGUGGCCGUGGCCAGUUCUCCUGCUGGAAUGCUGUGGAGAACUGAUGUGGGAGUGUGCCUCUGAUGGGGCCACCAGAGCCUGCAGGAAAACCUCUCUUCUUUAUGUAGUUUUAUUUCAGCCUAGUGUAAUAGUUUAGCAAAUUAGUAAAGUAUUAGAUUAGUUAAUUAGGAAUUAGUAGGAUUAAUAAAAUGCUGCUGUUAUAC
Oenanthe melanoleuca is the source of this 2667-nucleotide messenger RNA. RefSeq lists its product as uncharacterized. The transcript is spliced from 14 exons. Bases 372 to 2330 code for a protein of 652 amino acids. The record is from RefSeq and is a predicted model, not a curated record. Gene Ontology annotation, cellular component: cytoplasm. NCBI's taxonomy places the organism in Eukaryota, Metazoa, Chordata, Aves, Passeriformes, Muscicapidae.